This is a messenger RNA of Lemur catta (Ring-tailed lemur), 5987 nucleotides long. It is a transcript of the gene SORBS2, whose product is annotated as sorbin and SH3 domain containing 2. Gene Ontology annotation, molecular function: protein binding. Bases 30 to 3875 code for a protein of 1281 amino acids. The record is from RefSeq and is a predicted model, not a curated record. Gene Ontology annotation, biological process: Notch signaling pathway. The transcript has 23 exons. Gene Ontology annotation, cellular component: synapse; neuronal cell body; plasma membrane. NCBI's taxonomy places the organism in Eukaryota, Metazoa, Chordata, Mammalia, Primates, Lemuridae.
GCGGUGGGUGUGCUCGCAAACGUGCCGCCAUGUCUGUCACGUUAACAUCUGUGAAGAGAGUGCAAAGUUCUCCAAACCUCUUGGCUGCAGGGCGUGAUUCUCAGUCACCAGACUCAGCUUGGAGAUCUUACAAUGAUCGAAAUCAAGAGACACUGAAUGGAGAUGCUACAUAUUCCUCUCUUGCAGCAAAAGGUUUUAGAAGCGUUCGACCAAAUCUACAAGAUAAAAGAUCACCAACUCAGAGCCAGAUAACAGUGAAUGGAAACUCCGGAGGUGCCGUGAGUCCCAUGAGUUACUACCAAAGGCCGUUUUCCCCCUCAGCAUACUCUCUCCCAGCCUCACUCAACUCGAGCAUUAUCAUGCAGCAUGGCAGAUCCCUGGAUUCCACGGAGACGUAUCCGCAGCAUGCGCAGUCUCUGGACGGCACCACGGGCCCACUGUACAGAUCCUCAGAGGAAGAGAAGAGGGUGACAGUCAUCAAAGCCCCGCAUUACCCGGGCAUCGGGCCGGUGGAUGAAUCCGGAAUCCCCACAGCAAUUAGAACGACAGUGGACCGACCCAAGGACUGGUACAAGACGAUGUUUAAGCAGAUUCACAUGGUGCACAAGCCGGAUGAUGACACUGACAUGUAUAAUACUCCUUAUGCAUAUAAUGCAGGUCUGUACAACCCACCCUACGGUGCGCAGUCACACCCUGCCGCCAAGACCCAGACCUACAGACCUCUCUCCAAGAGCCACUCUGACAACGGCACCAACGCCUUUAAGGACGCGUCCUCGCCAGUGCCUCCCCCGCACGUUCCACCUCCAGUCCCACCGUUUCGACCACGAGAUCGGUCUUCAACAGAAAAGCAUGACUGGGAUCCUCCAGACAGAAAAGUGGACACAAGAAAAUUCCGGUCUGAGCCGAGGAGUAUUUUUGAAUACGAACCGGGCAAGUCAUCAAUUCUGCAGCAUGAAAGACCACCCCCUCUCCCAACAUCUCCGACACCCAUCCCAAGGGAACCCGGCCGGAAGCCUCUUUCAAUUCCCCGACUCGGAGCGGCCCCCGGCAGCCCCUGCCCUCCGCCCCGGAGCGGCGCCCCCUCGCCAGGCCCGCGCGCCCCGGCUGUCUCUCCCAUCAGGACUGAUCGCAUAAAUCCAGAUGACAUAGAUUUAGAAAAUGAGCCCUGGUAUAAAUUCUUUUCAGAACUGGAGUUUGGACGCCCGCCUCCUAAAAAGGCUCUGGACUAUGUUCAAGAUCAUUCUUCUGGUGUUUCCAAUGAGGCCUCCUUGUAUCAGUCCUCUAUAGACAGAAGCCUGGAAAGACCCGCUAGUUCUGCAAGCAUGGCCAGCGACUUUAGGAAACGGAGGAAGAGCGAGCCGGCAGUGGGUCCCCCGAGGGGCUUGGGAGAUCAAAGUGCAAGCAGGAGGAGCCCAGGCCAUGCGGACCUCCCAGGAUCAAGCGCCAACCUUACAAAGCCUUUCAUUAGUUCUUCUCCUUCUUCCCCCUCGAGAGCAAAAGGUGGGGAUGAUAGCAAACUGUGUCCAUCCCUUUGCAGUUACUCAGGGCUCAACGGCAACCCCUCCAGUGAGUUAGAUUACUGUAGCAAUUACAGACAGCACUUGGACGUCCCGCGGGACUCGCAAAGGGCCAUCACUUUCAAGAAUGGCUGGCAAAUGGCCCGGCAAAACGCAGAAAUCUGGAGCAGCACCGAAGAAACCGUUCCCCCCAAAAUCAAAUCCCGCAGCUGUGAUGAUCUCCUGAACGACGACUGCGACAGCUUCCCUGACCCCGACCCGAAAGCCAAGUCGGAGAGCAUGGGCUCCCUGUUGUGCGAGGGGGACCCCCGAGAGGGCUGCGCCGCGCCGUGGGCUUCCCCCUACAUCCCGGAGGUUCGCGGGAACGGCAGAGCGAGGCUCAGGCGCAGGCCCGCCCACAACGCCCCGGGCUUCCUCAAAAUGUACAAGAAGAUGCACCGCAUCAACCGCAAGGAGCUGAUGAACUCGGAGGUGAUCUGCUCGGUGAGGUCGCGCAUCCUGCAGUACGAGGAGGAGCGGCAGCGCUCGGGCCUGCUGCACGGCUGGAGCCAGUCCUCCACCGAGGAGGUGCCCCGGGACAUGGUGCCCACGCGCAUUUCCGAGUUCGAAAAGUUGAUUCAGAAGUCGAAAUCCAUGCCGAAUUUAGGGGACGAAAUGUUAUCCCCUGUAACCCUAGAGCCACAACAGAAUGGGUUAUGUCCCAAGAGGCGCUUUUCCGUCGAGUCUCUGCUGGAGGAAGACGGUCAAGGCAGACACCCUCCCCAGGCCCCUCGCAGCUACACGGCCAACACCCUGGUGCCCAUUCACAUCGAGGUCACCAGCGACGAGCGACCGAGAGCGCACGUGGACUUUUCCGACAGCGACCAGGACGGGGUCGUGUCCGACCACAGCGACUACAUUCACGUGGAAGGGUCAUCCUUCUGCAGCGAGAGUGACUUCGACCACUUUUCCUUCACCUCCUCCGAGAGCUUUUACGGAUCCAGCCACCACCACCACCACCAGCACCACCGGCACCUGUUCAGCUCCUGCAAAGGCAGGUGCCCCGCGUCCUACACGCGCUUCACCACGAUGCGGAAACACGAGCUGGCCCGGCACGAGGGCGCCGACGAGCCCGGGAGCCGGGAGGCGGACCCCGGCCUUUCUAAACUCGCUUUUCUAGUCAGCCCCGUGCCUUUCCGGAGGAAAAAAAAUUCGACUCCGAAAAAACAGACUGAAAAGGCAAAAUGUAAGCCGUCUGUGUUUGAGGCUCUGGACUCCGCCCUCAAAGACAUCUGCGACCAGAUUAAAGCCGAGAAGAGAAGGGGGAGUCUGCCAGACAACAGCAUACUGCACCGCCUGAUCAGCGAACUGCUGCCAGACAUCCCCGAGAGGACUUCGUCCCUGCGGGCGCUGCGAAGGAGCCCCCUGCCCCAGCGCCCGCACCCGCUGCCCCCCGAAGGCGCUACCCCCGGCUCCGCGCCCCGGAGCGAGUGUGGGAGAACACCUCGCGGCGCCGCCUUCCCGGGCGCGGACACCGCCAACGACUGCCACCCCCGCGACCGCGAGGGGGCGCUCCAAGACCGUGAGUCCCCAAGAAGUUACUCAUCCACCUUGCCUGACUUGGGGAGAAGUGCGCCAAGGGAAAGAAGAGGAACUCCAGAAAAAGAGAAAUUGCCUGCAAAAGCUGUUUAUGAUUUUAAGGCUCAGACAUCUAAGGAGUUGUCAUUUAAGAAAGGAGACACCGUCUACAUCCUCAGGAAAAUUGAUCAAAAUUGGUAUGAGGGAGAGCACCAUGGAAGAGUGGGCAUUUUUCCAAUCUCGUAUGUAGAGAAACUCACACCGCCUGAAAAAGCCCAGCCUGCGAGACCACCUCCCCCAGCCCAGCCUGGAGAAAUCGGAGAAGCUAUAGCCAAAUAUAACUUCAAUGCAGACACAAACGUGGAGCUGUCGCUGAGAAAGGGAGAUAGAGUUAUUCUUCUUAAAAGAGUUGAUCAAAAUUGGUAUGAAGGUAAAAUCCCAGGAACCAACAGACAAGGCAUCUUCCCAGUUUCCUAUGUAGAGGUCGUCAAGAAGAACACAAAAGGUGCUGAGGACUACCCUGACCCUCCCAUACCACACAGCUAUUCUAGUGACAGAAUUCACAGCUUAAGUUCAAACAAGCCACAGCGUCCUGUGUUUACUCAUGAAAACAUUCAAGGUGGGGGGGAACCGUUUCAGGCUCUGUAUAACUAUACUCCUAGGAACGAAGAUGAGCUGGAGCUCCGAGAAAGCGACGUCAUUGAUGUGAUGGAAAAGUGCGACGAUGGGUGGUUUGUGGGAACCUCAAGAAGAACCAAAUUCUUUGGUACUUUCCCUGGAAACUAUGUCAAGAGGCUGUGAAUCACCCUCCCUCCUUAUUUAUGCUGCAUUUCAGCAACGCAUCUUCAUACGUUCGCCUGACCCACGCCGCAGGCCUCCCGUUGUCAUGCCUUAUGGUUUCCAACGCGCCAUCACCAUCGGCACCUGCCACCAAACCACCAGCAGAGUACCCGCCACCGCGGGCCUGGGGGAGACGCACACACUGGCCUCCACAUGAAAGCACGUGGCUCUCCGCUCUAAACUUUGAAAAGUCAAAAUGUGGGAUCAGAAAAAAAAAAAAUCAUACUUAAAAAGAUUAAAAUAUUUAAGGAUUUAAAGCAAAAGAAAAAAAAAAGAGUCUCCAAGAGGCUCUCCAAUUUCAUGGUCAUAUUUCAACAUCUCUGGAAGACGUUCUCCCCUCAGGCAACCAGAAGAUUGUGUUUUAGGAAAUGCUGUGGUUUGCGUUUUCACAUUCUUAGCUUGGCAGUGUAUUUUCCUUUCACGAGUUUGCCUAGUGUCCCAGUUUACACGAUGUGACAACCGUACUUCAGCUAUUGUUUGCCUGCACUUAUAUGUUGUAAUAUGCACAGUGAUUACAACCUCUAAAGCAAGAGUAGGAAAGUUAAUUUGGAUGAGUGCGAUUUUGUUGAUUGAAUGUGAGUUUUCAAAUAGGAGUCUUUUCCUGCCAUUUUUUUUUUUUUGUACUUUUUAGAACUGCAAACAGUCAGUGAAUAAGAGCCUUUGGCAAUAAUCAUGAGAAUACAAGAGGUUUAGCUAUCCUACAGGGAGGAAAAAAAGCUGUUGUGUUGUAAAGUUGCAUUGCUAUUUUAUAUUAAAAUGUAAUAAUUAGCAUCAUGAACAAUGAAUUCUUAGUGUUUUAUUUAUCUGAUAAAAUUUAAGUAAAAGCAGUGUUAGUGAGAGGUGCAAAGAAUUAUUCUAACAUAGACACUUGAAAGUAUCAGUAAGCAAUACUAGUAGGUAAGAUUUCACUGUGUGUACACAUACACAUUCGAGAUUGUAUGAAAACAUAUAAUCCAUAUGAUAUGUUGUACAUUUUAUGGAAAUGUAAAAGAGUCCUGCACAUUAUUUUAUAGAAAUAGAGUACAGAAACAUCACAAGUAUUAAGGUUGGCUUUAGCAAGGAUUAUGAUCAAUACAAUUAUUUUUACUAUGAUAAUUAUUUUUCUUCUAUGGAACUCAGAAUCCUGGCUACAUUUGAAGACAGGAAUAUGUUGAGCCUGAUUUUCCUGGUGUGUGUAAAAUAUUUCCUAGGAAUAAAUUAGGCACUUUUUAGAGACAAUGUUAAAUCAUUCAGGUUAUAUUUUCUGCCCUGACGCAGAAAUUUACAAAAUGAUAUUGGGAUCUGAAAGAUUUAAUAUGAUUAACAGUGCCUGAAUUACACAUACUCUGAGAACUAGCUUUGUAUUUCUUAUGACUUUGCGUAAGAACUAUUCGUCUUUGGAUCUUGAGCACCUUAUAGACAAAACUUUUUAUGACAUUUCUUCCGUGGACAGUGAUUGAUCUUUUCACAAUGUACGUAGACUUUAGAAUUUUGUACAUAUGUUUACUCUUUUUUUGUACAGACUAUUUAGUUGUUGAGAAAACAGGGGAGUUUCCUAAUUUGGUCUUUAUCCUGCACUUAAACUAAGGUCAAAAACACUGUCAGCAGAUUAUCCUUCACAUAUCUCACAGAUCACAAGCACCCCUUGAUGGUGCGAUUCUGUCAGAUAGCAUUUAUGCAAAAGUUUAUGAAUUUAAGAGAUCUUAGAAGCCAAACUGAAAUGUACAUAAAUACUGAUUACAGAGGAAUUUCAUUAGGAAGAGGGUAGAGAAACAUCUUUGAGUAGCCUGCCUUGAUCACUGUCAACUUCACAACCAGCUUUAUAUUUUAAAGGCUUUGGGUUUGAAAUUAAGUCAACUGCAUGCAGCUUUGCCGAUAUAUGAAUAAUUCUCUCUGAUGCCAUUUAUGAGAAAAGACUUCAAUAUCUGUUGCCUGUCAUAUUUAAGAAAAAUUACUGUUUCUACUCUCUGUAUCUGAUUUUAAAAGGAAAAAUAUUCAUACAUGGCUUUCAGGUAAUUGACUUUGAAUUCUUACAAGCAAAGGUCAUUGUGUUUUUCUUGAAUAGACAUCUAAUAAAUUUUGCUUGGAAGUAUA